This is a messenger RNA of Phascolarctos cinereus (koala), 1821 nucleotides long. RefSeq names its product msh homeobox 1 (gene MSX1). The record is from RefSeq and is a predicted model, not a curated record. Gene Ontology annotation, cellular component: nucleus. Gene Ontology annotation, biological process: regulation of transcription by RNA polymerase II; embryonic morphogenesis. Gene Ontology annotation, molecular function: RNA polymerase II transcription regulatory region sequence-specific DNA binding; DNA-binding transcription factor activity, RNA polymerase II-specific. Lineage: Eukaryota; Metazoa; Chordata; Mammalia; Diprotodontia; Phascolarctidae.
CCCCUGAGAGCGAGAGACGGAGAGCUGUGAGUUGCUCGCCACUGAAGCCUGGCAUUUUGGGAAGAGAGAAGAAGAAAGGGUGGGGGACUAGAGAGCCAGUACGUUUCUAAGUAAAAACCCACCCACGCAAACUUCCCCAACCCCAUGGUCGGUGGCGGCUGCUGCUGCGUCCUGAGGCUGGAAGGGACAUCGGCUCUGUAUGGCCCCGGCUGUUGAUAUGACUUCUUUACAAAUCGGUGUCAAAAUCGAGGAGUCUCCUGUGUCUGCCUUCAGCAAGCCCGGCGGUGGGGGAGGCGGCGGCAGCAGUUCGGGAGGCGGUGGGGGAGGCCAGACUCCCAGCGCUUCGGCGGCCGCUAUGGGGGGAGAGGAGGAAGGCGAAAAGCCGAAAGUGCCCCCUUCUCUCCUGCCUUUCAGCGUGGAGGCGCUCAUGGCUGACCACAGGAAGCCGGGGCUCAAAGACGCCCUCCCCGGGCCCGACGGCCCCCAGGCCGCAGGAACUUCGUCUCAGUCCCUGGCCACCAGGGUCGGAUCCUUAAGCGCCGGGGCUGCCCCAGAAACGCCCGCUUCCCCACUGUCUCUCAACAGCCAUUUUUCGGUGGGAGGACUCAUAAAACUGCCGGAAGAUGCACUUGUCAAAUCCGAAAGCCCGGAGAAGCAGGAGAGGACCCCGUGGAUGCAGAAUUCCAGAUUUUCCCCACCUCCCCCUAGGCGGCUCAGUCCUCCGGCCUGCACUCUUCGCAAGCACAAGACCAACAGAAAACCUCGGACUCCCUUCACCACGGCGCAGCUGCUGGCUCUGGAGAGGAAAUUCCGCCAGAAGCAGUAUCUGUCCAUCGCAGAGCGGGCCGAGUUCUCUAGCUCCCUGAGCCUCACCGAGACCCAGGUGAAGAUCUGGUUUCAGAACCGACGUGCCAAGGCGAAGAGACUGCAAGAGGCGGAGCUGGAGAAGCUGAAGAUGGCAGCCAAGCCCAUGCUGCCCCCCGCUGCUUUCGGCAUCUCCUUCCCCUUGGGAGGCCCGGCAGCUGUGGCCGCGGGCGCUUCACUCUAUGGCGCUUCCAGCCCCUUCCAGCGGGCCGGGCUGCCGGUGGCGCCAGUGGGACUAUACACGGCGCACGUGGGAUACAGCAUGUAUCAUCUGACAUAAGAGAGGGGAGGAGGAAGAGGGGCCUGACCCCACCGGACCUCGAGCGGCCCUCAGCCAGGCAGCAGCGAGAGCCCUUGGAGCACCCACUGAAGGUGCCUGUUUCCAGGUUUCCCCCUCUCUCCCCCAACUCGAUUAUCCUCUCUCCCGCCCUCCCCCCCCUUCUCCUUUACCACAAGUGGCAGGAACAAUCCAUCCCCAUUAUCUCUUUGAUCCUUUUGAAACUCCCACGACCUUGACAUUCUCUUUCCCACUCUUCCCUUCUCUAGAAUGCUAAAGCUCUGGGAGGGAACUUAGAAAGUUUCUAGCUCUACCCCUUCAUUUUACAGAUGAGAUGGGGAGGAAAAAAACUUAAAUUUCAUCCAUAGAAGAGGGGUUAAGAGACCGGGUGUCUGUGAGAGAGAUGUUUCCCAAGUUAGAGACUUUGGUAGAGGAGUUAAGAAAAGUCUGGAAUCCUGGGCAAAAAUUGCUUUGGGGAAAAAUAAUGCAUAAUAGAUAAAUGAUAAAGGCCAGAUGAAAGGGAUCUCUUUCCUACCAACAUAUGAAUGAUUUCCACUUUCUAUUAAGCAACACCACUUGUUUCUUUCCCAAAUAGUCCCUUUGGAAGGGACUCUAUGUACUAUGUAAUAUAAUGUAUAUUUGAAAUUUUAUUAUCAUUUAUAUUAUAGCUAUAUUUGUUA